AACUUCAACGACAACGACAUCAAGCACAUCAAGGACAAGCACAAAGCUUUCAUCAGGGACUCAGCAGCACACAUACAAACCCCAAAGCUCAUCACCAGAACAGAUCGAAUCAUGCCAGAAAUACCUAAGGAGAAACUUACGCAUCAGCAGUACCUGGAUGCCAAGACAGAGCUCAGCGAGCUCAUGAACCGCAAGAAGCUGGUUGACCGCAACUUAGCAGGACUCGAGAAUAGCAUCUAUGCAUUUGAGGGUUCUUACUUGGAGGAUACACAGCAUGGGGGCAACAUCAUUCGUGGAUUCGACGGCUAUAUCAACUCGAAGGCUGAUAAGAGUCGAGUCAAGUACUCAGAGUCGGACCGACUCUUCUCUAUGUCCUCGACCACAUUUACAAAGGCGCUGCAAAUCAAAGAGAACCCGGACCAGGAGUCGUCACAGGAUGAAUCAAAACGGCCAUCUUCAGGAUUCUCCAACAAAAGACCCAAUCUCAAGACGUCGUCUUCUUCUUCCAACAUUGCGCCUACUUUGAAUUCUGGUCCCGGAUCAUCAUCCUCGUCCAACCGGAGACUGAUGAAGCAACAAAAGUCCAGUCAGUCUAAGAACUCGGACCAGAGACCUCCGAAAAAAAUGAGGUUGUCAUCCACAGGACGCGAUGGUGAUGGUGACGAGGAUCUAGAUGUGUAGGCAUCCAGUAGUCCUUAAAAAAAAUCAGCUGGAUACCAAUGACAAGCCCAUGAUUGUUGAAUAUGAGUGCCGAAAUAGGGCAGCAGGGCUAGUCAAGGAACGGCAGGACACGUGAAGGGGAUACCCAGUGCCUGCCUUGCUCCAGCUUUGUUUUGCAUUUGCAUGCCCAUAUUGAGGAUUCCGUCCUGAAUUGACACCCAUCUGCAGCCGAUCGACAGUGUCUCUCGAUAAAAUAAUAAACAACUUGUACAUAUGUAAUACGACUGACUUCCUUUGAAAAAAGCGUCUGUCUCUGAACGGUAUUAGCAGAUAGCGGCUUGAACUUCUUAGACUGGGGUUACAAU
Gamsiella multidivaricata is the source of this 1025-nucleotide messenger RNA. Its product is annotated as histone acetyltransferase subunit NuA4-domain-containing protein. Gene Ontology annotation, cellular component: NuA4 histone acetyltransferase complex. Lineage: Eukaryota; Fungi; Mortierellomycota; Mortierellomycetes; Mortierellales; Mortierellaceae. The record is from RefSeq and is a predicted model, not a curated record. The transcript is spliced from 4 exons. Bases 112 to 681 code for a protein of 189 amino acids.